Messenger RNA from Scleropages formosus (Asian bonytongue), 275 nucleotides. RefSeq names its product coiled-coil domain-containing protein 157-like. The transcript has a single exon. The record is from RefSeq and is a predicted model, not a curated record. Bases 24 to 275 code for a protein of 83 amino acids. Lineage: Eukaryota; Metazoa; Chordata; Actinopteri; Osteoglossiformes; Osteoglossidae.
UACAGCUGGUAGUGGGGAGGGAGAUGAGCCACCUGCUGGGACACGCGGACUGCGUGGAGAGUCUCCGCAGCGACCUGACGGACCUCCAGGGGGCGGUUCUGGACGUGUUCACCCGCACCGGUCCAGUCCGCUGUCCCUCCUGGAAGUUCCCCGAUAAACUGUCCUGCAACGUGGACCUGUUGUCUCUACUGGAGCAUCAUGACUUCGUGGAAGGGGAGGAGGAGUUCAAUCAAUACUCACAUGUUGUUCUGCUGGAGCUGAUCAUAGACAGGUGA